GUCUCCCCGCCCCCGGCCCGCACCGCACGCCCAUCCCGCAGCAUGGCGGGCGCGGGGGGUCCGGGGGGGUCCGCGCCUCCUUGGUAUCACCGGGAUUUGAGUCGGGCGGCCGCCGAGGAACUGCUGGCGAGGGCGGGGAGGGACGGAGGCUUCCUGGUGCGGGACAGCGAGAGCGUGCCUGGGGCCUAUGCGUUGUGUCUGCUGUUCCAGAAGCACGUCCACACCUACCGCAUCCUGCCUGAUGAGGAGGACUUCUUGGCAGUGCAGACAUCACAGGGCGUGCAGGUGAGGCGCUUCAAGACGCUGAGCGAGCUGAUCUCGCUGUACCUGCAGCCCAACCAAGGGCUGGUGUGCACCCUGCUCUUCCCAGUCGAGAGGGAGAAGGAGAAGGAGAGCACGGAGGACAGGGAUUACUCGGAUGGUGAGGAUGAGAAGCCUCCUCUCCCUCCACGUUCCAGCACCAGCAGCUUCUCAGGGUCCUCCGUGGGGCUCAGCCCCAGCAGCCCAGGGCCAGCAGCAGCCGAUGGGGCAGCGGAGAGCACCAACGGCCUGGCCAGCAUCUCCCACGAGUACCUGAAAGGCAGCUAUGCACUGGACCUGGAGGCUGUGAAAGCGGGGGCCAGCAGCCUGCCCCACCUCCACAGGACCCUCGUCACCUCCUGCAAGCGGCUGCACAGUGAGGUGGACAAGGUGCUGGCAGGGCUGGAGAUCCUCUCCAAGGUGUUUGACCAGCAGAGUUCUCCCAUGGUGUCCAAGAUCCUCCAGCAGACGGCGCUGCAGAGCGGGGAGCAGGAGCUGGAGAGCCUGGUGCUGAAACUGUCUGUGCUGAAGGAUUUCCUCUCCAGCAUCGAGAAGAAGGCACUGAAAGCACUACAGGAGAUGAGCUCAGCCAGCCCGGCUGUGCCGGCACAGCCCGUAUCCCGCAAAGCCAAAAGCAUCCCCGUGCAAACCUUCGAGGUGAAGCUGGACGUCACCCUGGGGGACCUGACCAAGAUUGGCAAGUCGCAGAAAUACACGCUGAGCGUGGAUGUGGAGGGCGGCAAGCUGGUGGUGCUGAAGAAGCAGAGGGACGCCCAGGAGGACUGGAACACCUUCACCUACGAUAAAAUCCGGCAGCUGAUCAAAUCUCAGCGUGUGCAGAACAAACUGGGCAUCGUCUUUGAGAAGGAGAAGGACCGGACACAGCGCAAGGACUUCGUCUUCGUCAGCGCCAGGAAGAGGGAGGCGUUCUGCCAGCUGCUGCAGCUGAUGAAGAACAAGCACUCGCAGCAGGACGAGCCAGACAUGAUCUCCAUCUUCAUCGGCACCUGGAACAUGGGCAGCGUGCCCCCACCCAAGAGCAUCACGUCGUGGUUCACAUCCAAGGGGCUGGGCAAGGCGCUGGACGAGGUGACAGCCAGCAUCCCACACGACAUCUACGUCUUUGGCACCCAGGAGAAUUCGGUGGGAGAUAAGGAGUGGGUGGAUUUCCUGCGUGCUGUGCUCAGGGACUUCACCGACACCGAGUACCGCCCGGUGGCCAUGCAGUCGCUGUGGAACAUCAAGGUGGUGGUGUUGGUGAAACCAGAGCACGAGAAUCGCAUCAGCCACGUCAGCACGUCCAGCGUGAAGACCGGCAUCGCCAACACGCUGGGUAGGGCUGGGCAGGGGGGCCUCCUGUCCUCAUCCUUCUGUGCCUCUUGUGUCCCCAUCCCGUCCCCAUUCUCCUGUCCCCAUCGUGUCCCUGGCACGUCUCUUUGUCCCCAUUCUAUCCCCGUUCCCACCCCCUGUCCCCUAUCCCCAUUCCUGUCCCCAUUCCUGUUCCCUCCUGGCCCCAUCCCAUUCCCAUCUCCUAUUGGGGGCAGGUUUGGGGCAGGUUGGUUACAAGUCGGGGGCAGGUUGGGGACAGGUUUAGGGCAGGUUGGGGACAGGUUGGGUACUGGUGGAGGAUGGAUUGGGGCAGGUUGUGGGACAGCUCUGUGUGCUGCAGGCUGCACUGAUGACAUCACGACCAGCGACCACUCGCCCGUCUUCGGCUCCUUCGAGGUCGGCGUCACGUCCCAGUUCGUCUCCAAGAAAGGGCUGUCCAAGUCAUCGGAUCAGGCGUACAUUGAGUUUGAGAGCAUCGAGGCCAUCGUGAAGACGGCGAGCCGCACCAAGUUCUUCAUCGAGUUCUACUCCACCUGCCUGGAGGAAUUCAAGAAGAGCAGUGAGAACGACACGCAGAGCAGCGACAACAUCAACUUCCUCAAGGUGCAGUGGUCGUCGCGGCAGCUGCCCACGCUGAAGCCCAUCCUCUCUGAGAUCGAAUACCUGCAGGACCAACACCUGCUGCUCACCGUCAAGUCCCUGGAUGGCUACGAGUCCUAUGGGGAAUGUGUCAUCGCCCUCAAGUCCAUGAUUGGCAGCACAGCUCAGCAGUUCCUCACUUACCUCUCACACCGUGGCGAGGAGACGGGCAACAUCCGUGGCUCCAUGAAGGUGCGCGUGCCUGCGGAGCGCCUGGGCACCCGUGAGAGGCUCUAUGAGUGGAUCAGUGUCGAUAAGGACGAGGCGGCGGGCGGCAAAGGCAGAGCCCAGCUGAGCUCCAGAGCCCCCCAGGAGUGUGCCAAGUCCAUGGUUCGGAAGCCCCCCGGGGCCGAUCCUCCCACCUCCCCCCCAUCCAAAGCCCCCGAGGAACCCGAGAAGGACAGCACAGCUCCACCCCCCCGCCUGCCCACCCCACACCGUGGCACCUCCAGGGAUGAGGCCGCCCUGAGCCGCUCCAAAGCGGAACCGGUGACGGAAUCUCCGGGGGGGCCUUUGAAGAACAGCUUCAAUAACCCUGCAUACUACGUGCUGGAAGGGGUCCCUCACCAAUUGCUGGCCCCCGACCCCCCCCCCGGCAAACCCCCAGUCCCUAAAAACAAAGCUGUGCCCCCCGAACGCCGCCGCCAUCCCUCUGCAGGCCCCCCCCCUCCGUGCCACGAGGACACCUCCUCGGAUGAGGACCCCAACCCAGUCGCUUUACCCCCCCCAGACUUUCCCCCUCCUCCUCUGCCCCGUGAACUGGAGGGGGCCGAGACCACCAGGGAGCUGUUGGGGGGGGUCGGUUGUGAACCCCCCCCACCCAAACCUCACCCCAGACCUUCAAUACCCACCUUUGGGUUGGAAAUAUCCGGGGGGGUCUCGGUACCUGGGGGGGUGAGGGACGACCGUUCGUGUUCUGUGCUUCAGAUGGCCAAAACGUUGAGUGAGGUGGAAUAUGGGGGGGGUGGGGGGGGUCGGGGGGGGUCAGGAGGGAGGGGGAGGUUGGAGCUGCCCCCCCGUUGCCUGCAUCCCGAUUACAGCCGUCCCAUCGCCUUCACAUCCCACUGCAUCCGAGAGAGCAUCCAGGAGGAUCUGGUUGAGGAGGCGCUGUGCCAGGCGGGCCGCGGCGCUGGCGUCAGCGAGUCCAACGUGGGGGAAUGGCUGCGGGGUUUGGGGCUGGAGAGGUACGAGGAGGGGCUGCUGCACAACGGCUGGGACGACCUGGAGUUCCUCAGGUGGGGGGGGGGGGGGGACAAAGGGAUCCCUGUGGGGCUGUAA
Messenger RNA from Phasianus colchicus (ring-necked pheasant), 3546 nucleotides. The record is from RefSeq and is a predicted model, not a curated record. NCBI's taxonomy places the organism in Eukaryota, Metazoa, Chordata, Aves, Galliformes, Phasianidae.